GGGCACUCUCUGUCAUACCCACAUCAGCCCAUCUAGGUGUCUAUCAGGUGGCACGCAUCUCUCUUCUCUUGCCAACUCGAAAGCCUCCCGACAAAAGCAUUCCAACUCUCUAUCUAUUCGUCGGCAGCGUCGGCGACAUUCCAGCAUUCCUUGGACUGCCUGUAUCGCCACCCUCUGCCGAGCGCUAGUCCUGCGCGACCUACCUACGCGCGGCCCAGCCCGACCUAUCCUGCCAUCAAUGGGAGCCCAUAAUCUCUGACGGCGCAAUGGCGGUCUCGAGGGAGCUCGCCUUCGAAUGGGAGUGUGGCCAUUGCACCGACCUCACGUUCAGCUUCCCAGACGAUAUCAAGAAGGCCUUCAUCGAGGCGCGCACCAAGCCCUGGGAGUCUCGCAUCAAGAACUACUGGGCUUGGUAUCACGAAAAGCCAGAGUCAACCCUCCUCUCUGCUCAGGACAAGCUCGAUAUGCAGCGUCACUUGAGUCGCACCUUCAGCAUCGAGCCACAAGCGGGCGACGGCUUCUUUGUCCGACGCCUCAAGCGCCUGAUCGGCAAUCAGCGCCUCGAGUCGGAGCGGAGACGCCGCAUCGGAACCGGAUUCCACGGCUUCACCUCCCUGCCGGCCGAGCUCCGCACCAUGAUCUACAGACAUGCUCUCGUAUCGCCCAACGGCAAAUUCGCCAUGCCUCCGAAGCGGGACGGAAAAUUCGAGAAGAUCCAAAAGCAUCACAUAACCUACUCGGCGGAUAGGUUUGCCACACGGUAUUAGCUGGAAGACCAAUCCCUCCUCGCACUAGGCUUACUUCUCUGUGUCAGCAAGGCUGUACAGUCGGAAGCCGAGGCCAUCUUCUUUGGAGAAAACAAUAUUGUUUUCCUAAACAAUUCGGCCACAGCAUCCGCAGAUGACUCAGAGUGGUGGGCACGCUCGCUGUCCCGGGUGGGCC
Messenger RNA from Gaeumannomyces tritici R3-111a-1, 942 nucleotides. RefSeq lists its product as hypothetical. Bases 267 to 767 code for a protein of 166 amino acids. NCBI's taxonomy places the organism in Eukaryota, Fungi, Ascomycota, Sordariomycetes, Magnaporthales, Magnaporthaceae. The transcript has a single exon. The record is from RefSeq and is a predicted model, not a curated record.